AUGACCUUGAAGGACGAGGAGCGCCAGCCACUGCUUAGUGCGCAACCCGUCCAGAGCGCCACAGAAACGCUGCCGGAAGACGACGAGAAGGCUUCAAGAUGGAGAAGCAUAUUCCCAAAGAUCGAGGUAACGGAUUCUCGCUUUCGGUUCCUGCCACUUAUCGGAUGCCUUACAGUCCUGCUCAACGAGGGAGAGUACUAUUUCAAGCAGAUUGGGUACUUCCGAGCCAUCGAAGCUCUAUACUGUAUAGAAUACUUCCAAAGUCAUGAUCCAGCUGUGGCACACUUGGGCAAAGGCAUUCCGGAGAACAUGUGCAAGCUCGAUUCGAUACAGAAGAAAGUGGCCACCGCGAACGGUAUCGUUAUGCUUGUCCGCAUGACAUCGUCUUUCAUAGGAACUAUGAUUGUAGGGUACCUCGCUGAUAAGUACGGGCGUCGCCUGGCGUUGAUCCUGCAUAAGGUUGGGACAAUCAUCUACACGUUGGUUGUUUGUUCCACAUAUCUUGGCUAUCCAUAUGUCCCGAUAUGGGUAAGCUUCUGCGGCGGUCUAGGAGGCCUCAUAGGUGCCAACUUUGAUCUCAACCUAGCUGUACUUCUGGCAGCAUACAAUGACGCUUUGGUCUCGAGCACGCAAGUCGCUACGUACUUUUUCAUCACUACGUCGAUGCAAUAUGUCGGCCAGGUCUCGUUUCCCCUUCUCGCCGGAAAGGCGAUCAACUUGGACGGGAAGGGAGGCACUUCGGAGCUGUCAUUGUUCACCUCGUUGGGAAUGGCUUUUGCUGGACUCGUGAUCUCGGUGCUGUUCUUCCCCGAGACGAUGAAGAAGCCGGAGCAAGCUGAUAUUCCAGGUGGUGGUGAUACCGACGAGUGCACUAAACGCAAGGGUGUUAGUGCUGUAAUUGCAGCCAAGGCAAAGUCGUUAGGCGAAGGCUUCCAGCAGAGCGUGCAGGGCGUCGGAGCCACAAACGUGAUAUUAUUGCUUGUUGCAAUGUUUCUCGCCACAACUGCCAUCAAAGCUGUCGACUGGCUUGGGUUGAUUCAAUACCCGGUCAUCAAGUUUGGAUGGAAAUACAAUCAGUCUACGUUCGCGAUGGCCUUUCAAGCAGUUGUGUACAUCUUCACCUACUUCGCCUUACUCCCGACAUACAAUAAGCUUGGCGCUCGCUAUGCGCUCUCGCCUUCUUCAACAUCAUUACUGGUCAUGCUGUUGUCAGUAACGCUCUUGAUCGCUGGAUCCAUCUUCCUAGGACUCUCGGCCACACCACCGCACUUCGUCGCGGCGACUUGCAUCUACACCUUGGGCGCUGGGAUGCCUGCUGUGAUGCAAGCGUACAUUGCCAAUCUGGUCCAGAAGAGCUCACUGGGACGACUUCUUGCUAUCGUGUCGCUGUUCCAGGUUGGAGGCAAGAUGGCGGCGAGCGCGUUGGGUCCGAUCAUCAUCAAUGCUGGUAUCGACUCGGGCAAUGACAAUCUGAAGGGGGCUGUCUUCUUCUUUGCAGCUAUCGUGUUCGCAUGUUCUGCAUCCGCCCUCGGGGUAGUGGCACUUAGAGCUGGCGUGACCACGGAUCGAGCUGAGGACAUGGGUGUUGUUGAUGAUAAUGAUGCAUAG
Molecule: messenger RNA, 1608 nt
Organism: Fulvia fulva
Lineage: Eukaryota; Fungi; Ascomycota; Dothideomycetes; Mycosphaerellales; Mycosphaerellaceae
Product: MFS efflux pump atnC
Exons: 3
Coding region: 1-1608 (535 amino acids)
Biological process (GO): transmembrane transport
Cellular component (GO): membrane
Molecular function (GO): transmembrane transporter activity
Source: RefSeq, a predicted model, not a curated record